Molecule: messenger RNA, 2517 nt
Organism: Peronospora matthiolae
Lineage: Eukaryota; Oomycota; Peronosporomycetes; Peronosporales; Peronosporaceae
Source: the annotation of a GenBank genome assembly
AUGGAAAAUCCAGCUUCUUCCUCGUCUCUACCUCGCGAGCACACGAGUCAUCUUUCGUCUGCUCGGAGCUCUGGCGUCCGACUGGACGUUGACCCGGAUACGUCAGGAUCCAUGGAACUUUCCACGGAAUCAACUUUACUUGAUCCUUCGGAACCGGAUGGACCCAACGACUUUCAGGAUACCCCUUCCCUCCCACCUGCGUCGUCUCUUCUCUGCACUCUGGAGAAGGAUGAUCCGAUGGAAUCUGCGAUUCCAACCGCUCAUAUCGGCGUCGCAUCGCGUGGAAAGGAUACGAGACCGACGAUGGCGGAUGUGAUUGCGCGACACGAGCGCCUUCGACGUGACAACGCUGAAGAAGAUGCUGCUCGUCGUCGUGUGGAGACGCCAAAACCCCUCGCCUGCGACAUCGAGGCGAUCGAGCGACAGUAUGCCGCUGGCAACGACUGGUCGUUCAUCGCCAUGCGCAUAGACCAGGCGCGUCCGUACGAACUGCCACGUGCCAAGCACGACAUGGUGAUUGACACCGGAAGGACCUUCGCGAAGACUCCGCUCCAGAAGAUCAUGGCGUCACUGACUGGCAAAAGCCAUGGUAGUGAUGUCCUUGAGCGUCUGUAUGCGUCGCACGAGAUCGGCCAGAUCUCAAAGCUCCCUGGAGGCAACCUGCGCGUCAAGGUCAAGUCGAAGGAAGCAUGUCUACUCCUAGGACGCACCAAGGUGAACAUUCUUGGUGGUUGUUUCCUGUUCAAGGAAUUUGACGUACUGAGCGCAAAGUACUUCAUCGACAUUUCAAGCAUUGACUCCGAUACUCCCACGGAUCUCAUUCUGCAGCGCUUGUUCCAGCUAGGAUGCCAUCCCGUGUACGACACUUUCCGUGACGUUAACCUUGCGACAGGUCUCACGUCCGCGACGUGGCGUGUGUACUUCCUUUCUACCACGUGUCCGAGUGCGUUGAUGAUCAAUGGCUUGGUCUGCGAUCAGGUGCUCUUCGACAACAAACUUCACCCUGCGCACGGCAAGAACGCACCGUACCAGUCGGAGCGACUGCCAUUUGGCUACCGCUCACACCACGGUCUCGACCUGGGUACGACUGACGGCCAGUUUCCACCGCCGGAAACAGCGGCUGGGUCAACUCCAUCUUUCACAUCGUCUUCGCAUUCUCUACCGAGGCAGCCGAUACCCUCGAAGUCGUACGCACAAGCAGCCCGUGCGACGCCAAUUCGUCAACUGACUUCUCUGCAGAAAGCAGUCGAGGAGGAAAAAACCAGGACUUCUCAGCCCCAGCGUGGUGCUCAGCAUGGUAAGCAUUCUGCUGCCAGCCAACUGGCUAAAGUGCCACCAACAUCCACUGAUACGCUCUCAAUUUCGUCAUUUAACGACUCCAACGGCAAGAUUUCCCCUCCCAGUAGUCCAAAGGCGCCAAAGAAGCUUCUUUUGCUGACCAACGGACCAGAGGACAAUUUUGUGACCGCGUCAAACAAGAAGAAGAGAUCGCGCAAGGCCACUGACUUCUCCAACCUCAUGGUCAAGCAACAGCCGACCCGUCUCGACGGUAUUGCGACGGCCAACUAUUUCCAGGCUCUCCAGUCGAUGUCGGUCACGUUUGAGUCGAAGAAUGUGACGGCGGACAAGACGUACGGGGUCCGGUACCAUGUGGCUCCGGUUGAUGUGAAGCGUCCAGACUCGAUAAUGACCUCGACUGAAUCAGCCUUUUUCGUUGAGAAGCACCAUACGAAGAUCAAGAAGGCCUCCAAGGCGACCCCUAUCAUGGAAGUAACGGAAGCAAUGCUCGAUGAUGAGAAUACGGCGCUUCUUAGCGUCCUUCCGGAUCGUCUCGCGGAGGCGGACACGAAGGUGGAUGGUGUGUGCAAGCUCUUUGAAAACGCAACGAACCCUGACCAUAUCACGAAGAAAGCCAUCGAGUGUCCGCUUGCCUUCAAUAGCACUACGGCUCUCAAGAUGGCCGGGGAUGGUCACGAGAUCGCAGAACUGGCUCAGAUGCACGUAAUUAACCGCGUCUUCAGUGCUACGUGCCCCGGAGAUGAUACGACAUUCAGCGCGAAGUGGAAAAAGCUUAUGGGAUCGAGUGUCCCGUCGAAACGUGGUGAUAUCUUUAAAAUGUGCGCGAAAUGGUGGACAUCGUCCGCCUCGAUCACUGAACUGUCUCGUGCGUCGAAAGCCUUGGGAAUUUUUGAGCUUAUUCUCAUGUCCAUUGCGCCGACAAUAUUCACGAACGACCACUGGAUCCAGUACAUCACGGGCCAGCCGGUCAAGUGGAUUCCGGCUCACCACACAAGGCUCCUACAUCCGAAUACUCUCCUCCGGCUUCUCCGUUCGGACCUCGGUUCCCUCUGUAUGCAGCAGUGGCGAGAAGUGCAGUGGCAGGGUCACCUAUUGGAUGACCUCGAGUCGCUCCGGACGCUGGAUGGAUUCUACCCGGAUGAUUCUUCGGUUCUCCAACUCCGGGUUGUGGAUGGUGACGUGGUGAUGGUCGCGAGCGACCUCGCCACUCGCUGCUAA